Molecule: messenger RNA, 162 nt
Organism: Malassezia globosa CBS 7966
Lineage: Eukaryota; Fungi; Basidiomycota; Malasseziomycetes; Malasseziales; Malasseziaceae
Exons: 2
Coding region: 1-162 (53 amino acids)
Source: RefSeq, a predicted model, not a curated record
AUGGACGAGCGGUCGGACCCGAAUUUCCCCAAGCAACUCAAUAUCGCUCCCGCAGCGCCCAAGUCUCAAGAUGCGGGCGAUGCUUGGUGUCAUGAUAGUGCUGAAGACAUAGCUGACUACGGAAUUGCUGGUCGGAUCUGGUCUUCUGCCACCCGUGAUUAG